AUGGCCGGAGGCUUGCCAGAGGGUUUGGUCAGCAAUAAGAAGGGCGUUACAGUCGGGAUAGACGAGGCUGUUACCUUCGAAGCUGAGGAUACUCUGAAAUUAUGGCGAAUCUACUCGUCAGGGAAUGCAGCCAUUGCAGAGAAUGUGGGCCAAAGACUCGAGAACUUCUUUUGGAGGAUUGCGAUGAGUGAUCGUGUACGAGAGCGUCUAAGUGGUGCGCUGAUCGGUAGGCAAUUCAAUAGCAUAAGCCAGGGUGGUUACAUCAGAACCACACCAACGCCAUCCCCGCGAUCCUCAAGAAAUCUAGGUAGCUAUGACAGAGGAGCUCGCUCGAUUACCUCUACCAAAAGUACAGUGUCAAGCUCGCCAGCCUCGCCCAAGGCUGAACCUGUUCCGCCUGAUGAGAAAUUGGAGGGUCCCUCAGUCACGCCAUCGCUUCAAAAUUGUUUACAAAUGUCUUCAGAAGCCACUACCAAGGCAAAGGAGAACAGGCAAACAACAACCACUCGGCCGCCGCCAAUACUGAAGAAGUUAAGCUCGGGCUCUAAUCGAUCAUCAAAGAGCUCCUCUGUUUUGUCUCCAGCUUCCCGAGAAGUAUGGUCUACUGCAGGUGCUGGCAAUGAGGAGGCUGUCAACCUCGACGAUGAUGCCAUACCUACAGAAUCACUUGUUCCCAUCGCCGGAAAAUCUGCCCGUAAAUCGACUACGACACGCUUCAAUGAGGAGGUCGCGGUAUCGAUUCCCAAAGUUUCUACCGUCUCACGAUUAUCCGGUGGUCGUCUGUCUGGCGAAAGCAGUCAGCGAUCCGGAAGGAGGAAUCCUAUAGUAGUGGCCACUGCCGGUGCGAGUAAGAGAAGACCCCCUGUCAUGCGGCAAAGGUCAUCGCAAGCUUCCUCCUUUGGCGUCUCGAAAGACGCACCUUUGAGAAGUUCAUCUUCACCAAAUUUGGCUCGGAGUAUGAAGCCUACUUUUACGAUCACCGCUAAGAGUCCCGGCCAAGAAGCAGAAACGGAAGCAUCAUCGCUAAGACGAUUACGAGCGGCAAGUCCGCAUCCUUCGAAGCAUCGCAGGGGGUCGCCCCCAGGUCCACCAUCCGGCGAGGAACCGGCGGUUGACUUUGGCGGUGAGGAUGCGGGGGCACAAGAGCCUUCUAGGAACCCAAUCUCAGGACCUACGCUUGGUGAAGAGAUAGCUAACGCCAAUCCUGAGAUAUCCAAACCCCUUGUGGAUCCCGAGUUCAGGUCUAAAUCUGUGGACAAGACACGACCCUCGCACCGAUCGUUCACGAACAUUUCCACCUUUGCACGCAAAUCCACCGCAGCUGUGCCAACAGCUGCCUCGUUCCAAGCCUUAGGCAUGCUAGACACAGGCCAAGGUACACCCACUGCCGGCAGGAAUAAGGGCAAAGAGGCUUUCAAAAAUGAGAUAGUCGCGCUCAAAGCCCCUGCAUCCGCGGGACCUGAGCCACCAGCUGGGACCUCCCAGCCGUUACCGAGGACGAAGGGCCAGCUUACGCUACUCCUCGAGAGGGAGCAGAAUCGGUCUGUGGGUCAGGAACACUGA
Letharia lupina is the source of this 1563-nucleotide messenger RNA. RefSeq lists its product as uncharacterized. The record is from RefSeq and is a predicted model, not a curated record. The transcript has 2 exons. Bases 1 to 1563 code for a protein of 520 amino acids. Lineage: Eukaryota; Fungi; Ascomycota; Lecanoromycetes; Lecanorales; Parmeliaceae.